Trichoderma atroviride IMI 206040 is the source of this 1209-nucleotide messenger RNA. RefSeq lists its product as uncharacterized. Lineage: Eukaryota; Fungi; Ascomycota; Sordariomycetes; Hypocreales; Hypocreaceae. The record is from RefSeq and is a predicted model, not a curated record.
AUGUCUGGUCUAAAAAUCCUCAUCUGCGGUGGUGGCUGUGCUGGUCCGGCUUUGGCCUACUGGCUCGCUCAAAGUGGCCAUCGGGUUGUCGUUGUCGAGCGCUUCAAAACUCUCAGGGCCACAGGUGCUCAGCUUGAUGUCUCUUCUCAAGGCUUGGAGACCAUCGAGCGCAUGGGACUACUGGAUAAUAUUCGGAGCAAACGUGUCAACGAAUUAGGCACAUCGUUCGUGGACUCGCAUGGCAACGUUAAGGCGACGUUCAUGGCCAAUAAGUCCGGCAAAGGCACCCAAUCGGUCACCUGCGAGUACGAAAUAAUGCGUGGCGACCUAGUACAGAUUCUCUAUGAUACGACCAAGGACUCUGUUGAAUACGUGUUUGGCAAAACCGUUGAGAGCUUUGAGCAAAAUGAAGAGCGGGUGGUUGUGUAUUUCUCGGACAACUCGUCUGACACAUUUGAUAUUGUGGUCGGAGCUGACGGCCAAGGAUCUCGCAUCCGGGGGAUGAUUCUUCCCGCCGGUUCUCCUAAUCCCUACCGAGAGCUAGGUGUAUACGUAGCCUACUGGGUUAUUCCACGUACGGAGGAAGAUGGCAACCUUUGUACGUUCUACACCAGCUCUGGCGGCAGGAUGAUAAUGCGUCGAAGCCACAGCCCAACUGAGACGCAGGUCUACUUAACACUUCGAGACGAUUCCAAAGAAUUGCAGAAUAUGCCUCGCGCCUCGGUUGAGAAACAGAAAGAAUUUUGGACUGAAAGAUUCCGUGAUGCUGGAUGGGAGACGGCCCGGUUUCUUCAAGGCCUGAAGACCGCAGAGAACUUUUACUGUCAGCAUGUUGUUCAGGUCCGCACGGAUACGUGGUAUAAGGGCCGUGUGGUGCUAGUGGGUGACGCCGCAUACUGCCCCUCUCCUUUCAGUGGCAUGGGAACCACGGGCAGCUUCGUUGGCGCAUAUGUCUUGGCUGGAGAGAUUAAUAGAAGCCCCAGUGAUCUUAAUUCGGCGUUUGCGAACUACAACAAGACAUUGCGACCAUUUGUGAACGAGAUCCAAAAGGUUAGCCAAUUCUUUGUGCGAUUUGGUCUUCCUGAAACGCAAUUUGGAGCAUCAUUCAAUCUUUUCUUAGCGCAAAUGGUCUCUGUUUUCCGUAUUCCCGAUUUCAUUGCUAAAUAUACAACUGAAGAAAACAGUGGUUGGAAAUUACCAGAUUAUUGA